GAAAGGUCCACUCGACAUGGAAUUUAUUCGAUUCUCCUGGAAUCAAAAUCGCAACUGAUUAGUACCAGGAGAUCACAAACACGACAUCGACUUGUUUAUACGAGUACUGCGUAGGAACGCAGGCUCAUAAAUGACCACACAGUCAUAGCCCUUGAACAAGAAAGACCUUAUUGAAUCGGUAGACUUGAUCAUGGGAGAUUCCUUUGUUUUGUCUUUGAAAACAGUACACAAUAAAUACGACAGAGAGGCGAUGUCGGCAGCAUGGGAUGGGAGUAGGUUCAAUUAGAUCUUCUCUCUCUGUUACGCCGCUUCAUUGUCUUUGUAUUGUUCGGCCAAUGAAAUCUUUGCCGUUUGAGUAACUGUCUUAAACAGUGGGACACACAAUUUGAUGAAAUGAUGCUGCAUAGCUCUUUUAACCGCGGCCCUUUUGUGAACUUAAUUGCCAUAUAUCAGAAUAUAUCGUAGCAUUCGACGAUCAAGGACUCGCCGCUGACCGUCUGGUCGUACACAUCUGGAGUGAAAAGGUCGUGGUAAAAUUAAGAGAAAAUCAUAAAAAUUGAAACGUCGUACAAAUAACAUGUCUGGAGUCUUCUGUCCCGUCAUGCCUUUCGAGAUACCCACGCUGACACCACAAGGGACUCCCUCUUCGAUUUCUUCUGGAUGCGGUGUGCCAAGAAAGCAUAGACGAGAACGAACAACAUUCACCAAAGUCCAGUUAGAGUUACUUGAAACCCUGUUUUCGAAAACCCAUUACCCAGAUAUUUUCAUGCGGGAAGAAGUGGCCAAUAAAAUUGGAUUACCGGAGUCACGUGUUCAGAUCUGGUUCAAGAACAGAAGAGCUAAAUAUCGUCAAAUAAUGAACAAAAAGAACCCAAGCAAGGAGAAGAAGCAGAAUCCGUACCAAUUUAGGCCCAAUGGAAUGAACGGAGUAAUGCCACAGCAACUCCAUCACCAGAGCGCCUACUGGGGACCGCCAGCAGGCUACCAAGGAUUCCCUAGGCCUCCAUCUGCAAUGCAUACUCAGCUUUUCAAACCGCCAUACAGUGCUGCGACCGAUCCAGAUCAUCAGCGAUUAUAUUCUCGUGAAUUCGCAUCACAACUCUCAGGACAUUCACCUGGUGCGCCCUUCUGGCAAAGUAAUGUGCAUACAUCAGAAAGAAACUAUUAUUAUCCGGAAAGUGGACCUACGGGCUCCUAUUACAACGGAGAGACACUAUCACCCGAGUAUUAUGGAGCUAGUAUGUAAUAUUUUAGCGUUUAAUAAUUGUAUAUAGAUUGAUUUACAAGUAAUUUAUUAUUACUUUUUUAAAAGGAUGGGUAAGAUAUCAGGUGGUUGUUUAAUAGUAAUACGAAUAGCCUCCCAAUUGCUACUGUGUCAGGCCAUUUUUAUGGGUAGCUGUUCAGCUAUUAUAGCAAUUGUAAUAACCCUAUCUUCUUUUGUAUCAAUCUUAGUACAUAUUGACCAGUUAAGAGGCUGGCUUUCCGGUUUGUCAGUACUUCGACAUGCCCUGCUAGUUUUCGUCAUAUAUUAUUUUUAUCGAACUCAAUGUCUAAUAUGGUACAAUUUACAGAAAAAAAACCUGUGUUUGUUAAUCAGGGAGCAAUCAUAUUGCUAUUUCGGCAAACAGGAGAUUUAUAAAAAUCUGCUUUUAACAUAUCGGAAAAGUGCCCCACAUUCUUCCAUCUAGAGCGAGGUUUUCUAUGUCGUCAUAAAACCUGAGAUUUAGCGUGGCCACACGAGAAUUUCUUAUUUUUACCCGUCCGUGAAAUAUUUUUAGGCUGUAGGAAAGUAAAUGCAUUUCUCAUUCAACUUAGGAAACCUAUGUACAUUUUGUAUUUAUUGUACAUUAAUUGAUACGGCUAGUUUGCUUCAUCGUUGUUGCUUAUGACGUAUUGCCACAACUAGGA
Molecule: messenger RNA, 1908 nt
Organism: Rhopilema esculentum
Lineage: Eukaryota; Metazoa; Cnidaria; Scyphozoa; Rhizostomeae; Rhizostomatidae
Product: cone-rod homeobox protein
Biological process (GO): regulation of transcription by RNA polymerase II
Cellular component (GO): nucleus
Molecular function (GO): RNA polymerase II cis-regulatory region sequence-specific DNA binding; DNA-binding transcription factor activity, RNA polymerase II-specific
Source: RefSeq, a predicted model, not a curated record